GAUUGCUUGCACGUACAAACAAAAGAGAAAAUAAACUACUUUUCCUUUUUCCCCCAUUUGCUUCGGCUUUCUGUGGUGGCUAGCUACUCUUAAAAUGACAGUCGGCAGCCUAAGAAAUGUCUAUUAUGGGACAUUUAAUGUGGCCAACUUGACUUUUGGACUUCCUGAAAAAUCUGUGCUGCAGCCCCUAUGGGACUACCUCCACGGUAACUACCAGUGCACCCUGAGAUCGCCUCUCUUCCCUGUUCUUCUGUCUGUGUCCACCUACCUCCUCUUGGUGGCAGUCUUUACAGUCUUGGAUAUCCUGGCACCCACCUGGCCCAGCAUCAACAGGUAUAAGAUCCACCCGGAGAAGCCAAUCACCUGGACGAACAUUGGGAGGACCCUGGGCCUCACGACCUACAACCACAUCAUCUACAUCUUCCCAGCGGCGGUAGGGCAGUGGCUUUGGAGGCCCCCUAUCCCGCUGCCCAAAGAGGCGCCCACCCUGUCAGAGUUCCUGCUUGGCAUUCUGGGCUGUACCAUCCUGUUUGACUUCCAGUACUACCUGUGGCACCUGCUGCACCACAAAAUCGGCUGGCUGUACCGGACCUUCCACGCCAUCCACCAUCAGUACAACGAGCCGUUCAGUCUCGUCACCCAGUACCUGUCUGCCUGGGAGCUCUUCAGCGUGGGCUUCUGGACCACUGUGGACCCUGUGCUCCUGCAGUGCCACUGCCUGACCACCUGGGGCUUCAUGCUCUUCAACAUCUGGAUCUCGACCGACGACCACUGCGGCUAUGACUUCCCCUGGUCCCUCCACAACCUGGUCCCCUUUGGCCUGUGGGGUGGAUCAGUUAAGCAUGAUGCCCACCAUCAGAAGCCAAACACUAACUUUGCCCCUUUUUUCUCCCACUGGGAUUGGUUAGGGGGAACCUCAUCAAGCCUCGCCCACUCGGCUGCGCUGAAAGGAAGGAAGAACAAAGAAGACUGACUGUCAAUGACGCUCUGUCCUUGAAAACAAACUCUCCCAGGACGCAUACUAACUUAGUCAGUGAGGAAACUGCCGACAAUUUUUUGUAAAGAAUUUUUCAAACAUUUUUGUCUGUUUUUCUAGAAAUCUUUUUAUGUAUCCUUGAAUGUAUAUUUGAUUGUCUAGUAAAAUCUGUCCUUUGAUCUUUCUAGACUGAUCAUUAGCUUAUUGUAGGCUGUCAGGGUCUAGAGGGUUGAGUAAAAAACACCCUUCUAAAAAUGUCCUAUUAUUUCAGCCAAGCUUACUCUCUUGAAAGGACACUGUUACCAAACAA
Megalops cyprinoides (Indo-Pacific tarpon) is the source of this 1286-nucleotide messenger RNA. It is a transcript of the gene ch25hl2, whose product is annotated as cholesterol 25-hydroxylase like 2. The coding region runs from base 95 to 973 and encodes 292 amino acids. The transcript has a single exon. Gene Ontology annotation, molecular function: iron ion binding; C-4 methylsterol oxidase activity; steroid hydroxylase activity. Gene Ontology annotation, biological process: sterol biosynthetic process; cholesterol metabolic process. The record is from RefSeq and is a predicted model, not a curated record. NCBI's taxonomy places the organism in Eukaryota, Metazoa, Chordata, Actinopteri, Elopiformes, Megalopidae.